CCUUUGCGACAAUGACGUCAUACCCCAGCGCUCGCCAUUGAGUGAUGGUGUCAAUCAAUAAAAAUAUCCGUCAUGAGUGAGGCCUGUGGGCAGUUGAUUGAUAUUGAUAUCAGAAUUGUCGAACUGUCAUGACUUUAAGAUUAACACAAGUCUAGGUCAAGAUCUACGCAAAUUUACAACAGAUUUCAUUGAAUCGAGUCUGACAGGAGCUCGAGCUCCAGUCCUGUUUUUAGCCGAUCGAGCAAGGCUGAGGCCCUCACUCUCAGACAGCGACCCGUCUCUGGCCCGGUCACGGUACAUGCGUCGUCUGGAGCUGUGCAGCAUAGACUAACUCCAAUUCCAGCCCUCUGCUCUGAAGUUUGAACUGCACUGGAACUGCAGUGCUACGUGCUUAGCGAGGCCAGCGCAGGUGUGACGUGAAAUCAAGAUGCAAAGGAUAAACUAGCAAUGAAAAAGAGACCUCUUUGAAGUUGUUGAUCUCUCAAUAACAUUUUAUCAUCAAGAUGGGAGUGGAAUCUGAAUUUGACACCAUAUUUGACCUUCUUGAUGCGAGACAGAAAGGCUACAUUGAAUACAAUGAGAUUCUCGACUUUUACCAGGCAUUCUAUUUUAUGCCUGUGGCAAGAGAUCAAGUACAUGAGGCCAUAAAGCAUGUAUGUGGCAAAGAAGCUGAUGGGAGAUGUAGGAAGCGUAAGUUUGUAGAUGUUGUGGUUGAACUGGAGCGUAGACGUCAGGUUGUGCAGGGAUCAUGGUGGGACUUCAAAGCUCUAGAUACAAAGGAUGCAGAUAGAAUUUCAGUAAAGGAAGGUCUGUUUCUGAUGAAAGCCACUCACCAGGAGCACUUCACCACCAUCACAUGGCAAACCUUCCUUGAAUCCCGCUCCCACCAUCACGAGGACAUCAGCUAUGAUGAGAUCCGCAUGUGGCUGUGCAACUGGCCACUUCAUGGGACAAGCUGUGGAUACGAUGAAGUCAUUGCGAUGGGAGAGAAGCUGGAUAAGGAGAAGAAGAGACAGGAUAUGCAGAGGAGAAAGAAAGUCAUGAAUCUAGAGGAUGAUUUCAUCAAGGCUAUUGAAGCUCAGGAAAAGCAGCAAUACAGUAACAAGUUCAGGAAUGAAGCCAAGCGGAAAUUGAACAGGUGGGUCCAGCUUGGAGUAGAGUCACUGUUGUUUGAUGAUGGAUACGAUGCCUUUGAAGGAGAUGGUACACAGAGAAAUACAGUCUCAGUCCAGGAUCUCAUGGAAGCUAUGGAAGAGAAAUAUGACAUUCUGAGAGAGAAACUUCUAUGGGAAGCCACUCAGAAGCAUGUCGGUGAGAGCAUCUGGUCAUCUAUGAGAGAGAGUGAGCAUGAAGAACAGGUCUUGAGAGUGAAGACCAAAGAAGCUGAAUAUAGAGUCAAAGGUGACUUUGAGAAGAUCACUCAGCUGUCUGUCUCCUACCAGCUCUACCCCAGCACUCUGAUCUCCAUGAUGGGGUAUGAACGAUUAGCCCAUCUCAAGUACCUCAAGGAACUCCAAGAUCGGGAGAAGAAGAUGAAAGCUGACGGCAAGACAUCUGAUGAGAUGUACCAGGUCUUUGUAGAGGAACACAUGCAGAAGAUGCAAGGGAGAGCCACAGCAGGCCAACUUUUGAUCGACCUUCACAAGCGCCAUGUGACUGAAAGAGACUUCGUCCUCUCCUUGCUGAAGGGCAGUCAAGGUCGUCCAUUGUUUGCAGCCGAGAUGGUGACGGAGUAUGUCUUCUAUGUGACCCAGCAACUCAUCGCUGCCCUAGAGCCGGCUCAGCUGGAGUACUCUGCCAUGGCCAUGGGCAUCUCUGAGAGGACUCAGGACCUCAAAUCAUCCUGCUAUGACUAUGACCGUGACUUGCAUGAGCUGCUUGGUCUGCACAGGCUUCAUCUGGAUGGUGCGUCCAAGCGCCCAGAGAAGCCCUCAGGGGAGCAUUUCCCCAUGGAAGGCAGGAACCGUGGCAUUGUGGACCUGCAGGUUGAGAUCAUGAGAGCAGUACUCCGCAAACAAAUCCAUGAGAGAAGUAUGAUGAGUUACAUGCUACAGGGCAAAGAAAGCACUGCAUGGAGAGCAGCAGCUAACAGGAGACCUAGCAGAGAAGCCAAGGAACUGCGCAUCAAUGAGCUGAGGACACUCUGCUCAAACUGGAGACAAAGCCCUAUUGAGUACAUUAGGACCAAACAGAAUGCCCAUGUUAAGAUGCUGCUGGAGGGAACAUGGUUGUACCAUGCCAACAAACAACUCGACAUCCGUGGGGGUCACAACCUGACCCUGACCCAGGUCUCUGCUAAUGUCAUGGCUGAUCUUCAGCAGCAUCAUUCCAGAGAGCUGGAGAGAAUCCUGCUAGAGAUGCAACACAAGAACUGCAAGGAUCUGCUAGCUAUCUGGCGUCGUGAGUACAGUGCGUUGAAUGAAGAGUAUCUGGAUGGCAUCUCCGCUGUCAUCCUGGGAACCUUUGAGCUCUCAUUUGAAGAGCUGGAGAUUGUAGCAGCUCUGGAAGCAAAAUAUGAUGUCCUCAGGGACAAGUUGUUGAUGGAUGCCCUGAUGAAGCAGUACGGAGAGGCAGAAUGGAAGAAGAUGUCUGAAGGGGAGAGACAGCGCCUUCUGAUCAAGCUCAGGCUUGAGGAGAGACGUCUCAGGCAGGAGGGCAAGUUUGAUCAGGCAGCCAAGCUUCUCGGAGAUAGCAUUAAGGACAAGGAAGCGCUUCAGCAGUUGAUGGGAAAGAAUCGUGAGGAAUUCCAUAAGAAACUCCAGCAGCGGUUGAUGGAGAGAGAGAAGCGUAAAGCCAUGGGACUAGACUCUGAUACAGAGAGUGAUGCAGAAGUGGAAGAGGAAAAAGCAAAGCGAGGCAACAUCCUCAAGGACCUACAGCAGAGACAUGAUGAGGAACUGAAUGCCAUCAUGAUGUUGCUACGGCAACAGCAGAACCAGUACUUGAGUGAGAGGGAACGUCAGGAGCUGCUGCUGAGACUAAGGAGAGAGAAACGAAGAGCAGCCAAGGAAUCCAACUUUGAUGAGGCAGCCAUCUUGCUUGGGCUGGCUGAAAGGAACAAAGCAAACAUGGAGGAAAAACUGAAGGCAGAACGGGAACGUCAACUGAAGCUAGCCAGAGAAAGAAUUGCAGCAAGGAAGAGGAAAUCAGGCCAGGUUAUGGAUGAUGACUUUGAUGAUCCUAGUUUACCUCCAAAAGGUGAUGUAGAGGCUUGGAGAGAUGCUGUCCUUCGCGAGAUGGAUCACAAGCAUCGAGCAGAGCAGGAACUCCUGGUUACUAUAGUGAUGGAUGAAGGCAGUGAGGAUGUUCGAGAUGCUGCCAGGAAGAUGGGCAAAGAGGGUCGUCAGAAGCGUCUCUUAUAUCUACGGUCCCAGGCCGAGGGUCUAAACUUGGAGAAGAAAGAAGAGAAAGAGGAGAACCGUGACAUCCUGGAGGAGGCUGGAGCCAUCAAGAGUAUCCUGCGUCAUCGGACCCUGCAGGAGCAGCUCAAAGCAGAGAGCCAGGAGGUGGAGCAGGAGGAGGUGACUACCACUCUCCUGGCUGAUCUCCAGGAGGAGCAAGAAAAGGAGAGUGAAGUCAUCAUGGCAACUAUCUUCACCAUGAACGAGGAGCAGCUUUCUCGUCUUCGAAUGGAUCAGAUCUGGUCUCGUCACAACGAACAGGGGAGCAAUGCCUUGGUUGUACUCACACAGUAUGAAGGUGUAGGAGAUGAAGACAGUCUCUUAAAGGCCUUGGACAAGAAGUAUGACACCCUGCGAGAAAAGAUCCUGAAAGCUGCCCUUAUAAAGAGGGUUGGAGAAGAGAAAUGGGACGAGAUGAGUGAAGAGGAGAGACAUAAGAUGCUCUAUGAGCUCAAACAACAAGAACGAAGGCUGAGAGCCGAUGGGAAGACAUCCGAGAUCUCCCAGCAGCUAGGAAUCGUAGUCUCAUCAGAAGGUAUCAAAAAGUUGAUGGGUACAGAGAGAACCCAAUAUGAAGAGAAGAGAAGGCACAAGAUGGAACUCAGAAAGAGAAGGUUGUCACAAGGUUUAGACCCCAUUCAAGGAGGUGACGAUGAAGGCAUCUCUGAAGACGAGGAGGAUGAAGGAGACAUUGAUAUUCUGACUCAGAUUCAGAAGCGUCAGGAUGCCGAGCGGGACGCCCUCAUUGCUCAACUCCGUGGAGUGGAUGCCCAGUACCUCACUGAGCGAGAGCGUCAGGCGGAGCUUGCUCGGCUGAAGAGGGAGGUGCGUAAGGCAAGGAUGGAAGAUGGGUUCCAUGCUGCGGCGUUGGUGCUAGGUCUGGCAGAGAGACAUCAGGCUGCUGCUGAUGAGAGACUAAAGCAGGAUCGUAGACGUCAGGAGCAGUUAGCCAAGGAGCGUUUGGAAGCUGCGAGGAAGAAGAAGAAACUUGGAACCAUCCAGGAAGAAGAGGAGGAAGAGCUUGAUGUGGUGGACAAUGGGGACAAGGCUGCCAUGCAGGAUGCUGUACUGAAGAUGUUUGAGAUCAAGCAUGAGAAAGAGAGAGCAGCUCUGCUUCGUCUCCUCCAGCAUGAGUUCAGUGAAGAGGAGAGAUUUGUUGCAGAGAAUCUCAUGAAUGAGUCUAGAGCUGACAAACAACAAGAGAUCUGGAAACAGAGAAAGCAACUCGACUUGAAUGACAAAGAGGAGCAUUUUAAGCUCCUCUUGGAAGCAGCCAUCCUGAAGCUAGUGUCUCGUCGUAAGCUGCUACAGUCCACAAGUUCAGAGGUCACUGCAGAUGAGGUCAUUGUGUCCAUUAUGGCUGAUCUACAGCUUCAUCAAGACAAAGAGAGCGAGGCAAUCAUGCAGACCCUUCCUGAUAAGGAGCUUGGAGCGCUGAAGAAGCUUCAGAAGGAGUCCCUGGAGGCCAUCAGACUGGAGAAACAUGAGAACGUUGCCGUGGUGAUCACCAGUACAGACCUUGGUACUCAGGCUGAUGAAAGUCAGCUGGUGGAAGCUCUAGAAGCUAAAUAUGAUGCUCUCAAGGAUAAGCUACUUGCUGAUGCACUCAUGAAACAGAUGGGUGAAGGUGAAUGGGCUCGUCUAUCAGAGAAAGAACGUCAGCUACGUCUGAUGAAGCUCAAGCUAGAGGAGCGGCGCCUAAGACAGGAGGGCAAGAUGGAUGAAGCCGCUGCCCUCCUGGGAGAUGCUCUCAAAUCACAGAACGCCCUCGAGGCUCUCAUGGGCGAGUCUAAGAAGGCGCAGGAAGAGAAGCUAAGGUUGAGGCUUGAGAAACGCAAGCAGAGACUAGCUCAAGGAAUGAGUGAAGAGGAUAUAGAUCAGCUGGAGGAAGAGGAGAUCAAACAGGAGGAGGAAGAACUGAAGAAACAACGAAGAAAUAUCCUUCUGGACCUUGACAACAGAUUAGAAGAUGAGAAAGCAGCCCUGUUGGCCGCUCUGCGAGGUCAGGGCGACAGACUUCAGAGUGAGAAGGAGAGACAAGCAGAGCUAGCCAGGCUGAGAAGAGAACAGAGAAAAGCAAGGCAGGAGGAUAAGUUUGAAGCUGCUGCUCUUGUCAUGGGGCUAGCACAGAAAGCAGAUGAUGCGAAGGAGAAAGACCGUAAGCGACAAGAGCAGCUGGCCAAGGAGCGUCUGGCUCAGAGACGUCGCCUGAAGGCAGCUGCCACAGAGACCAAGGAGACUGUGACCCCUGUGAUGCUGCCAGAGAAUGAGAAUGACAAGCAGGGUUUGCAGGAGGCUGUGAUUCAAGAGAUGGAGAUGAAACACUCAACUGAGAGAGAUUUCCUCAUGCAGCUGGUGCAAGAUGAGAGCCAGGGAGAUCUCAGGAAAACAGCAGGGCUUAUGUCUGAGGACAAACGUCAACAGAAACUUGGUGAACUGAAGGAGCAGCGUCGACAGUGGAGGGAAAGUGGACCCACCAAGGAGACUGAGGAUGAACAGACAGAUAUUCUCCGGAAAGGAGUAGCUGUCUUGCUUGAAAGUCGUCUCAUUGGGAUGAAAGUUAUCCAGGGUGGAGAGGCCACUGACGGGGACGUAGAGGUCAGUCUCAUCGCUGACCUUCAGGAGAAACAGGACAAAGAGGCUGGCUAUCUCAUGGAUGAUCUUGAGAGCAAGAGUGCAAUGACCUUAAAGCAGUUGAAGCAGGUGCAGUUCAUCGCCCGAGCCAACGGAUGGAAUGACAAUGUGGCUGCCACCGUCCUGGUGACCAAGUCUGAUACAGAGAUGGUGACUGAGGAACAACUCUUGAAAGCUUUGGAGAGCAAAUAUGAUGUGAUGAGAGAUAAACUACUGGCAGAGGCUUUGAUCAAGCAGACAGGCGAAGCAGAGUGGGCCAAGCUCACUGAACGUGAGCGUCAGGCUCGUCUUAUGAAACUCAAACUCCAGGAACGUAAGAUGAGACAGGAGAAUAAGUUUGAUGAGGCCAACUCCCUUCUCAGUCAGGGUAUCAAGGAUCAAGCAGAACUGGCUCGGUUGCUAGGGGCAACCAAGACGGAGCAGGAGGAGAAGUUAAAGCAGCGUCUUGAGAGAAAGAAGCAGUUGAAGGAGGAACGUGAGGCCCAAGGAUUGGAGGCCAAUGAUGAGGUGUUGGAUGAGAUCGUUCAACAUGAGAUGUCUCGAAAAGAAAUCUUGGAAGACAGAAAGAAGAGACAUAACAUUCUUGAAGGACUAAACAACCACUUUGAGGAUGAGAAGAAUGCUCUGCUGGCUGCGUUGAGGAGUCAGGACGAUACCCUGCAGAGUGAGAAGGAGAGACAGCUGGCCCUGGCUAAGCUGAGGAGGGACCAACGCAAGCUGCAGGAUGAAGAGAAGUUUGAGGCAGCUGCUGCCCUCUUUGGAUUGGCACAGCAGCAUGAGAAGACCAGAGAGGCCAACUACGAGAAGGACAAGGAGCGUCAAAAGCAGCUUGCUAGGGAGAGGCUGGCAGCUAGGAGAGCCAAGAUGGCUGGUGAUGAGAAAGGGGAGCAGGCCAAGCAUCUUACUAGGUCUGACAUCCAAGAACAGCUCUUGCUGGAGGAGAAGGAGAAUGCCAAAGCAGAUGCAGCGCAUGCCACCAAGUCAGCCAAGGGAGAUGUUCUUGUUAUGAAUCAAGAUCCGGUAUCCCUUGUUUCUACGGUAAUGGAUGAGGUAGAUAAAAAGCAGAGCAGUGAGCGAGAUGUCCUGGUCACUCUCAUAGAUGGUGCCAUGGCUAACUCAAAGGAACGCACAAGGCUGGAGGAACUAGCUCUCAAGGACCUGUUAGCCCAGCUGGAAGCCCUGAAAGAGGAGAGACGUCAGCUGCGUGAGGAUUCUGAUCUGGAGUUUGGUGAUGUAGACGUGAGUGGGCUUAGUGAUGAGGAGCUAUCCAGACAUCUCACACAGGUCUCUGAGUAUCAGGAGCAGCAGCAUCGACUCCUCAAGAGCGCUAUAAACAUCAAGAUAGAAAUGAUGCGGCGUUCCUUGAUUGAGGAGAAGCGUUUAUCACUAGAAGAGAUUGAGGAGGAGCUUGCUGUCAUGAUGUUAUCAGAGCUUCAACAGAAACAGAGUGUAGAGGUCAAUGCUCUUCAUCAUGUUCUAGAGGGCUUCCCGGGGGAUAAUAGCAAACCCCAGGGCCAUCCAGGUGGCAUAGAUAAGCGACAUAGUAUGGCAUCGAUAGCGUCUGGUGUGGGACACUCAUUCAAAGAAUUAUUCUUCUCAGAAUCCACUGAAGUCAUUAAGAAUGAAGAGUUCCUUCACCAGAUGAAGGUCACCCAGCGCAGAGCUCGGCGGGAGGGAUGGCUGGACAAUGUGGCGGUCACUGUGUUUGACCACACUACGGUCACCCUUGAGAUGACCACAGAGAUCGAGGAGAUGACUAGAAGGAUCCAGGCUAGAGAGGGCGCCCUGCUGACCAUGGACAAAGAGCUUGAGGAGAAGAAGGCGGAGGUUAUGAAGAAUGAGAGUGGCAGAACUGCAGAGGAACUAGAUGCAAUGAUUGCCAAGCUAGAGAAGGAGUAUGCAGAUAGAAAGAAGGCUCUUGAGGAGGAGCAGACCAGGGAGAGGAGGCAGGAGGCAGAGAUGAAAGAUGUCAACCAGGAGCUGGAGCAGAAGGAGCAAGAUCUUCAGAACCUGGAGCAGGAGAUGCAGGAAGCCAUUGAGAACGACAAAAAGCGUAAACGUCGUCCAAAUGAGGAGUUUGAUGCCGAGGCUAUGAUGGCGGAAAUUGAGGCUCAGUUUGCUGCUAAGAAAAGGGCAAUGCAAGUUCAGCUUGAGAAGCAGCGUCGUCAGGCGAUGGAGAAGAUAGCCGCCAGGAAGCAGAGAAUGGAAGAUAGAAACUAUGAAGAUGAGAUGGCUGUGGCUCUGAUUCAUGCUGCAGAGAAGAGUAAAACUCAGAAGGAAGAGGCAGCGGUGGAGCAGAAGAACAAACAGAAUCAGCUGAUGCAAGACCGCUUGGCUGCCCGGCGAGAACAGAGACGCAAGGCAGCAGAGGAACGGGCAGAAACAGAGAGACUGGCCCAAGAAGAACAGAAGAAGAGAGAGGUCUCUUUUGAAAGAGAGAAGGAGAAGAGGAAGAAGGUGAACUUUGAAGCCGAGGCUGGUCCUGGUCUGAUGCGAGAGAAGACGGUGCUGGAUGUGGACAUGUCCGAGGAUGAGAAGCAAAACCUGUCUAAGAUGCUCCUCUCUCACCAUAGCAAAGCACAAUGGAAGAUGGAGAAGGAGCGAGAGAAGAGGGCAAAUGAGCUUAAAGAACGACUGGAAAUGCGCAAGACUCGUAUCCAGGAUGCUGCAACCACCAUCUUGGGACUGGGAGAGAGACAGAAAACUAUGGUGGAGAAUAAAAAGAAGGAUGAAAGGGAGCGUCAGAUAGCGCUGGUGAAGGAGCGUGUGCAGCGUGUACGGUAUGAACGCACCCAGACCAUGAAGUUCAAAGGUGACGACAAGAAACGGUUCAAGGACUACCUAGAGAAGGAGGAUUCUGGUCUGUCAGAGGAUGAGAAGAUGACGAAGAUAGCUGACCGGAUUAAUAGCCAGUUCAAGAGGCAUGAGUCCAGCUAUAGGGCAGGACACAAGAGUGCCUUUGAACCUGAUGAGGAUGAACUUGCAUCAAACUCCUCCGGUUCCAAGCCCGCCACACCCCAGGGCUCCGCCCGACCCAAAACAGGGCGUCUCCUGGGCCAGAAGGAAAGAGAGCAAUUGAUCAAGUCUCGCCAGGCCAAGAGGAGAGAGAUCAAGAAGGUCAACAACAGUAUCUCAGCCGCACCCGACAUGGACUCCCUCGCCAAGAUGAUUGAGGACCGCAAGAAAGCCGGUAUGCAGCAGGAGGAGGAGGAGGAGGAGGAUAAUGGAAGUGAGGUUUAAAGAGAAAGAGAUACUUGUGAGGAGGAAAAUUUGGUGAUGAGCAUUUUUUCAAAUUUUGGUUUCAUUUGAAAGAACUCAACAUUUGAGACAUGUGGUGUGCUUGGUUGACCAAAAAACAAGGGUUAUCCAUAGCUUUGAGUUCAGACAAUUUCCAAACUUUUUCUUUCAUUUAAUCAAACAAAAAAUGUUCCCAUGUUAGUGUUUAGAAGGAAGAUAUUUUAAGCUAUGUAUGCUUGGUCCAAAUUUAUGGUGCACUCAUGAAUUUUGGGGCCCCCAACAGUAUGGAAGGGCAAAAUAAAUAAAUCUUUAAGCCAUAAAUACGAUCUAUAUUCUUGAUAUUUUCCUUAAAAAAGAUGUUGCAUCAUGAAUAGAAUAGAAUAUUACUUCUAUGAUUCCAAGAUACUGAUAUCAUGACAAUCAUUGCUGUUUAGGUAUGCCUUUAUUGAAAAGAGAAAGGAAAAGAAAAUCAGAUUUUAAAGAAUUUAUUAUGUAGAUAUUUAUUGCAUGUUAAUGAAUAUUCUUUAAAGACUGAAUUCAGCAUUCGAAUGUCACAGUUGUGAGAAAAAUAUAUUGUGCAAUGGCAUACUCAAGAUAGAAAUGAUUUCUGUUCCGUUAUGUAUUGUAAUAUAAUUCUAGUAAUUUCCCUAUGCAUUGACAUAUUCCUUUUUUUUUAUACUUUUUAUCAUUAAUUCAGUAAUUAUUAUGUAUUUGUGGUUGAUGAGUUUCUCUGUAACUGUUUAAUUGUUAUGUAAAAUAUGUAGUUGUGUACAUGUACUUCAAUGUGGAUAUAAUAUUUAUUCUCAAUUUCAGUCUAGACUAGCAGAAAUGUAACUCAUUAUUGAAGAAUAAAGAUUGUGCUUGUCUACUCCAUGACAUUUCAGGUUACUUUAUUAAGUUAGUGUUUGAUAAUUAAUUUUCAUACUUCCUCACCUAGAUGUUUGCAGAGUUGAAAAUUCAUUGAUUGAAACUGAAAAUUAAUAUUGUAUAAUAUAUGUUUCAAUAAAUCACACUUUAAUUUAUCUUACAAAUUAGAAUUGUUAAUAGAUUUAGCAAUGACUUGAAAUGUAUUCUUUAUGAUUCUUACAUGUGGGUAUACAUUCUAGUAAUACACACAUUUGAUAAAUUUGAAUGUGCAGUAGUAUAACAAAAGAGGGGAAAAGAAUAUAUAAUCAUAUUCAAGUGCAUUUACCUGUACAUGUAUUUAGACAAACCAGGUGUCUAACAUAUCCAGCUUGGAUUCAUAGAUAAGAUGUAAAAGCAUAAAAACAAUGAAAUAUUAACCAAGAUAAUUAUAAUGAUUUAUGUUCUCUACUUGACAGAAUAUACUUAAUCUUUAGUUGAUACUUCUAAAUGUACUUUGUCCAUAGUAGUAUGGCAACGGAAUGUUUCAGUAUAUUAAUAUAUAGACUUUGUUAUCAAAAUCAAGAGAUAUAGAUAUAUAGUUUUUAUAGCAAUCUUUUACUCUAUAAUGCCUUGAUGCCUUAAAUUCAAAUCACCUUUAUUCACAAAUUGAAAUGUAAUCAAUAUACAUAUACUAUUUUUUUAUCAAUUAAAUUUAUUGUAUAUAUGUCCAUGUCUUUCAUGAAGGUGUGCAUCCGUCCAUUUUGUAUUCAUUAAUACAUGUACUUUAUUGUGAUUCAUAUCGUAAUUAGUAGCAAUCACUUAUUUUCUAAUCAGGCAUUUUUUCAGGCAUUUGAUAUAAAUUAUUAUCGAGAGAUAUUUAGAAAUGAGUCAUAAAAUGUAAUACAUCUCACUUAUAUACAUGUAGUAUGUUUUAUCACCUGUAUUUUAUUUUGUGUGUGAUAGUUUGUUUGCUGUUCAAUAAAUAUCUUUUAAUCCACUUACAGAAA
This is a messenger RNA of Strongylocentrotus purpuratus (purple sea urchin), 11125 nucleotides long. Its product is annotated as trichohyalin-like. NCBI's taxonomy places the organism in Eukaryota, Metazoa, Echinodermata, Echinoidea, Camarodonta, Strongylocentrotidae. The record is from RefSeq and is a predicted model, not a curated record. The coding region runs from base 504 to 9275 and encodes 2923 amino acids. The transcript has 55 exons. Gene Ontology annotation, molecular function: calcium ion binding.